UUUUAACCAUGUACAUAUAAUUGUUUAAUCAUUUACAAUAUCUCGAUGUAUUUUAUGUGUUACUCUUGUCAUUAAACGAAGAUAAACUUAAUUAAUGAUCUAAAAUGACAGGCGUUGUCAAAGAUGACAAGAAGAAAAGGAAAUUUAAAAUUGUUUAUAACAAAACAGAAAAAUCUGGUGAUGAUUCUUCAAAAUUAACUGAAAAUGAUAAUCCCUUGGAGUUUGAUCAUUUGAUUGAUGAUAUAGAAGACUACCUCAAAGAUUCUAUUCAGUCUCAAAACACACAAAACGGCUCUCUGCCCCCAGUUUUGAAGUUUAACAAGAAUUGGACCCUAUCAGUGACUGAACUGUCCUCACAACUUUGGUGCGAAAAACAACUUGAGUUAUCAUUGUUGACGGGUCGUAAAAGGGUUACAGAAGAGAUGCUAAAAGGAAUUGAACGGCAUGAAGAACUGGAACUGGAAGACCAUGAAAUUAUAGAAGUGGAAGUUGAAACUAACGAGGACAACUUGGGAAUAAGAAUGUUAAACACCAUUAAUCUGUUAGAGCAACUCAUGUCUGAAGGUAAAUGCAGGGAACUGUGGCUGUUCUGGAACUUAGGCAGUUAUACUUUCUGUGGAAUCAUCGAUCAACUUACAAUAUCUAAAGAUAGGCUCACAAAGCAGAAAUCAGUAAUAAUAUCUGACACUAAAACCAGAAAGAGUAAAAAGCUACCAUCAGUUCAACAAGUUCAAGGAGCAUCACUUCAAGUCCAGGUUUACUGUAUGAUGUUGGAAGAUACAAAGAAUGGAGUGGUGAAUUUCGAAAAAUUAUACGACUCUUUCAAUUGUGAUAAGUUUGCAGAAUUUACCACUCCUGAAUUGAAGAAAGAAAAAUGCCUCCAUGAACUGGAAAAGAAAUACUUAAGGGCAUUCAAAAAACUACCCAAAAUUUCAUGCGAAAUGAACCUGGAGUACGAAUUUGAGGGAGAAAUAUUCUCAAAUUCUAAAAUAAAUUUGAAUAGAGACAACGCCGUGAUGACAGUAGGAUAUCUUUGCAACUUCUGGGAUGGAUUGAGGGAGGCAGACUAUGUUGCUAAAAAUGAAGCAUGGAAGUGUAAAAUGUGUGAAUUUAAAGACGAAUGCCCUGUUUGUCCACUAGUGUCGGAUAAUAGUUAAUCGAAUCGUCUAUUCAAACAAAAUUCCUGUAAAAUUAGUGUGUUGUCAAGUUUAUACAAUUAAACCAAAAUGAUGCAAAUGUAAAUUAAUAAUUAAAAUUGUUCAAUGGAGUUUUGUGUAUUUUAAUUGUUUAUAUCUCUUAAAACCAAAGAUUGAAUUCCCCAUUUGUAACUGGAGCCAUAAUAUAGUAAUUCACAGUCUA
Molecule: messenger RNA, 1359 nt
Organism: Theileria parva strain Muguga
Lineage: Eukaryota; Apicomplexa; Aconoidasida; Piroplasmida; Theileriidae
Product: Exonuclease V - a 5' deoxyribonuclease family protein
Exons: 3
Coding region: 105-1157 (350 amino acids)
Biological process (GO): interstrand cross-link repair
Cellular component (GO): nucleus
Molecular function (GO): single-stranded DNA 5'-3' DNA exonuclease activity
Source: RefSeq, a predicted model, not a curated record